Molecule: messenger RNA, 642 nt
Organism: Gryllus bimaculatus (two-spotted cricket)
Lineage: Eukaryota; Metazoa; Arthropoda; Insecta; Orthoptera; Gryllidae
Source: the annotation of a GenBank genome assembly
AUGGGAGAUCUGCUGCUUUCUCCGCCGCGCCUCCUCGCUUCUGCUCCUCGCCGCUUCUCCGCCUCCCAGCAGCCGCCGCCCCAUUCCUUUCCACUCUUCUUCGAGCCCUCUUCUGUCGUCCCUCGUCCUCGCCCCGCCCCGCCCCGCCCGCUCUUGCCUGCGCCGCCGCCGCGGCCUGCCCGGCCCGCCUUCACAAGCCGAUGGACAUCAAAUUGUCGGGGCGAGGUGGACGCGCCGGCGUCCGUCCCCGCCCCCUCGCUCUCUCGUCCUCCCCCGUGGACGGCGUCCUUCCCUGUGACGGAUGGACGGUCUAUAUUGAAGAUCACUGACAACUCUCAUGUUUCUUUAGUCAAUAUUGGUCAACAUGCCUUCCUAAAGAAUUUAUCCCGAUGUGACAUUUAUUACUAUAUUUUGGAUUGUGUGAAUAAUAAGAUGGAAGCGUGCGCGGGGGCGAGACGCGCGCCUAUUGAUGGAAGCUGCGCGGAAGUAGCCGGGAAACACACCGCCUUCCCGCCGCGCCCGCCGCGCCCGCCCCGUUCUUAUUACGGAGAUAUGUUUCUGUGGAGGCGCUGCGGCGGCGCGGUGGAGGGGAAGCCGGGAGUGGAGCACGUGGAUGUGGAUUCAGCCGGGGGCGGCGUUUGA